Eruca vesicaria subsp. sativa (arugula) is the source of this 492-nucleotide messenger RNA. The record is from the annotation of a GenBank genome assembly. Lineage: Eukaryota; Viridiplantae; Streptophyta; Magnoliopsida; Brassicales; Brassicaceae.
AUGGAUCCGAUGGAUAUAGUUGGAAAAUCCAAGGAAGAUGCUUCGCUUCCAAAAGCUACAAUGACUAAGAUUAUAAAAGAGAUGUUACCAGCAGAUGUUCGUGUUGCUAGAGAUGCUCAAGAUCUUCUCAUCGAGUGUUGUGUUGAGUUUAUAAAUUUGAUAUCAUCAGAGUCUAAUGAAGUAUGUAACAAAGAAGAUAAACGAACAAUCGCACCUGAGCAUGUACUCAAAGCACUUCAGGUUCUUGGCUUUGGCGAAUACGUUGAAGAAGUCUACACUGCUUAUGAGCAACAUAAAUACGAAACCAUGCAAGAUUCACAGAGGAGUGUGAAGAUGAACAGUGGAGCGGAGAUGACGGAGGAGGAAGCAGCAGCUGAACAACAGAGAAUGUUUGCUGAAGCUCGAGCUAGAAUGAAUGGUGGUGGUGGUGUUUCUGUUCCUCAACCAGAUCAAGAGCAACUAGAUACUCAACAGUCAAAUCUACAAAGCUAA